This is a messenger RNA of Mycena indigotica, 645 nucleotides long. RefSeq lists its product as uncharacterized. NCBI's taxonomy places the organism in Eukaryota, Fungi, Basidiomycota, Agaricomycetes, Agaricales, Mycenaceae. The transcript is spliced from 4 exons. The coding region runs from base 1 to 645 and encodes 214 amino acids. The record is from RefSeq and is a predicted model, not a curated record.
AUGGCGGCGCUUUGCGUGAUGGCCAUUGUCAUUGGGUCCGUCAUCUCCACCGUGUUUGCGCUGCGAGCUAUUUUUCAGCGCAAGACUCGUUUAGCAAAGACCAAAUCAUCUUACAGCGACGUUGGUGAACUUGGCGCUGCGCGCCGCGACUGUCUGGGUCACCGUAACGGUGCGAGUGGCGUCAUCAUUCCCAUGGUGGCCGUUAUCGUUCGGGCCAUCGUCUCCACCAUGUCGAGCGAAAACGGCGGUGACAAAGAAAAGGAGCAAGUGAAGUUUGAGGACCAUCCUCUCCCGUUUUAUACGCUUGCUCACUUCUUGGGAGAUUUCAAAGCUCCAUUGCAUUACUCCCAUGGCCGGAUGGCGAAAUCUUGUGUUAGAUGGACCGAAAGCUUGCUGGGAAUCCUGUCAUGCAAGCUUCUCCGUCUUCUUUCUUCGAUCCAUUGUACAACUUCGCCACGCUUAUGGAAUGUUGUUCAACCUCAAGAUGUCGCCGUGGCCAAUUUUGCUUCAAGUCUGCACCAAUUGCCGCCGAUCGACACCGGUUCCAAGCGAUUCGAGACAAAAUUGGAGCGUGUCCUUCAAAAUCACAACUCUUCGGAUUUUACUCUCGCUGCAGACAUCAGUGGCUGUUGUCCCACCCACUAA